AUGAUUUCAUUUGAUCAAAUUCUUGAAACUAAAAUUGGGACCGGAUUGUACUAAGGCAAAACACUCUUUAUUAUCGGUUUAGUUGAAUUUUGUGAUGGCAUUGAGUAUACAUUUAUGUCAAUUUUGAUUGCUAUUCUCUAAACUGAAUGGAAUUUGAAUUAAGCCUAAGUUGCAACUUUGGGAUCAUCUUUUCUUUUUGGAGUUGUAUUAGGAAAUUUAUUAUGUGCGUUUUUAGCUGAUCAAAUAGGCAGAAAAAUUACAUUCUCUAUAUUUACAGGUUUAAGUUCGUUUUUGGUAUUCUACACAAGUUUUAGUAAUUCUUAUGAAGAAAUGAUUAUGCUUAGACUUUGCUUUGGUUUAGUUUUUGGAACUACAAGCCCCUUGGGUUUUAUUUUUAUAUCUGAAGUGACAGAAGCUAAAUACAGAGGAAGAUUUUCUUUUGGAUUAUCAUUGCUCUAUAUUUUUGGAAAGAUAUACUUUGUCUUUCUUUGUUUCUUCUUUUUAGAUAGUUAUACAUCUGGUAAUUGGAGAGGUUUGAUUAGAUUCAAUGGAAUACCUAUCACAAGUGCUUUUAUAUUAUCAUUAUUUUUCGUUUAAGAAACAAUAAGAUACUAUUUAAAUAGAGAGGAAUAUUAAAAAGCAUUUGAAGAAAUUGAAAAAAUCAUUAAGUUAAAUGGAAAAGAGAAUGCAUAAUUUUAAGACGAAGAAGUAUGACAUUUAUUGUUAUUUUAAAGAAAAAAGGUUUAUAGGAAUGGUCCCAAAAAUAAAUAUAGGAACAUAGAGAAUAAGAAUUACAUUUAUAUGGGGUUCUAUCCAAUGAAUAUAGAAAAGAAACUUUAUUAUUGUGGCUGGUUUGCAUUCUUACUAAUCUAUAAAAUAUGAGUAUAUAUUUAUUGAUGCCUUUCUUAUUUGCUGAGAAUAACUCAGGAUUUGCACCUAUGCUAAAUAUGUUCAUAAUAGAAUUUUUCUUUGCAUUGAUCAUUUAUUAUAUGAUUGACAAUCCUCGUUAUGGAGGCAGAAUAAAGAUUAUGGCUUUUUCAGCUGCUGCACUAACUAUUGCUAAUGGUUUAUUAUAUAUUUUGAAGAAUUAAUUUUUGUAUAUAGGUUUGUUUAUAAUCAAAAUUUCAACAAGAGGACUUUUUUCAACUAUAGGCUUACUCUGUUGUGAAACCUAUCCUCUUUAUUUAAGAUCCUAAGGUUGUGGUUUAGUUUAGGCUAUAGGGAAAAUUGGUGCAAUACCAUCUCCUUAUUUUUUAUUUCCUUUAUUUUAUAUAGAUCCAUAUUUACCUUUCGGAAUUAUGUGUGUAUUAUCUAUUAUUAUCUUAACUGUUACUUGCUUUUUCAACUAAGAUAAAACUUAAAAGCAUUUAGAAAUGUUAAAAGAUGAAUGA
This is a messenger RNA of Paramecium pentaurelia, 1391 nucleotides long. NCBI's taxonomy places the organism in Eukaryota, Ciliophora, Oligohymenophorea, Peniculida, Parameciidae. The record is from the annotation of a GenBank genome assembly.